AUGUCUAAUGAUUCCAACUCUAAUACAGACGGACACCUAUUGUCACGGUUAAACGCGCUCAAACAAUCCACUGUUUCUUUCGACCAGACCAACUUUCAGACGCCUCUAGCAAGCGGGCCAUCUCUAUCUACAAAUCCUGCACACGCCCUCCACUCAGACUUGCUGUCACGAUGGAAGUCUAUCGGAGGCAACGCACAUACAAGCACACACGAUCCCGCAGACACUACCGAGAAGUCCGAAGAUGACAAAACUGUUGAAGAGCUUCUCGCAGACCUUGGACCUUCAGAUGAAUGGGACGUGGGCAAAAGCGAGGAGAAGCAGGUGGGGGAUUUGUUGAAGGCAGCAAAGUCUGCGUUAGAUGUUGCCAAGGAACAAGAAUCUCAAUCGAUGGAGAAACAGGAGGAAGACGACGCACCACAAACACCUGCUAAAGUACCUGCUGUCGAUGUGUCGGUCUUCCAGCCCGAGCCUGAGUCUGAAGAGGAGGUCGAGGGCAGGGCUGUGAGCAAAUCGAAGGACACCCUCGAUAAAGAGGCGGAUGAGUUGCUGGCAAGAAUCCUCGACGAGGUCAAUCACGAGCCUCCAGAGUCAGUACAAAACGACGGCAGGGAAGCAGCAGACCAGGUUGAAGAGAACAACUCCGAAGGCCUAGCUGAACAGACAUCCUCAUUGAAUCUUCCUUCUACACCCUCCAAGGACCCUGAUCCUCUUCAGGUUGAGCCCACGUCCAGCGAAGACGAUGACCUAGCGUCUCGUUUCGCGGGGCUCUCAUUGCCAUCAGUGCCGACAACGAUGAAAUCGACCAAUCCCUCCAAACCUAGAGCAAAAACGAACGUCGGCUAUGCCGACGAAGAGAUCGAUACAUGGUGCAUCAUCUGCAAUGACGACGCGACGCUACGCUGCAUCGGUUGUGAUGGGGACCUAUACUGUACAAAUUGCUGGAUGGAAGGCCAUCGAGGCGAAGACGCCGGGCUUGAAGAGCGAACGCACAAAGCCGUCCAAUUCGUCAAAGGAGGCGGAAAGAAAAGGCAGCCCAAAAGAAGAGUUAUGAUGGGCUCUUGA
Molecule: messenger RNA, 1062 nt
Organism: Exophiala xenobiotica
Lineage: Eukaryota; Fungi; Ascomycota; Eurotiomycetes; Chaetothyriales; Herpotrichiellaceae
Exons: 2
Coding region: 1-1062 (353 amino acids)
Source: RefSeq, a predicted model, not a curated record